AACAAAAAAGGGUGAAGCACCAUCUGGAUCCGAGAGAGCGCGCCCAACAGCCCACAAACAGCGCGCCUCAGAAAAACGUGUCUGGAUAACAAAACCCACCCAUGAGGAAAACAGCUGGUAUCAGCUACAGUGAUAUGGCCAAAAGCGUGAAGGUCGGGAUAAUACCCAAAGACUUUCCCACCGUCCAACUCACUACAGCCCAGCUAGACCUUCUACAAGAAGCACUCCUGCUCAGAGUAGUUCAACAACGAAACGAGCCAAUAAAACCCAAAUUCAACAACCUCAUCUACAAGUCCGGUUACAUGGUUCUAAUCUGUAAGGAUCAAGAGACUGCUGAGUGGUUAAAGAGAAUAUCCCCAUCCAUGAAACCCUGGGAAGGUGCAGAGCUGAUGGCAAUGGACGAAGUGGCGAUUCCACGUCCAGAGAUGAUCCGAGCAUUCUUCCCACAAAGCUCCAGCUAUGACAACGACCGAAUAAAGGCUCUCAUAGAAAGCCAAAAUGACAUCACAACAACUAAUCGGCGUAUUGUGAAACGAUCCAUUCUGAAAGACAUUCAUGUCGAAUGGAUCUUCACAGUAGAGGGUGCGUCGAUGGAAAAGUUGAAGAAGUCCAAAUACACCCUCAACUACCGAUUUGGUGAAAUCCAACUAAGGAAGAUUACAGAUCAACCGACUGCCGAUACCGCCAAUCCGACUGGAAGGCCGACCCAAGAGCAAUCUGAGGAGGCCUCCUGUUCGGGCAAGGUUAGUAAAUCUCACCCCAAAAGCACCAUAAAGGCUAGUCAGUCCGCCUCUAAAGGAAAAGCUCGAAGCUUACAUGCGACUCCCUGCUCUAGUGGUACCAAACCAAAGGUAUCUAAACAGGGCAAAGGGAGUGCAAAAAGCGACAGUUUGACCACAGAGGCGAAACUGGCGGGCCAGGUCGCUACAGGGAAGAGAAACAACUCAAACUGUAACACCAAACGACACCCUGAUGAUCCGCAACAUCCAAAGCCGGAUAGUCGUCGUCCGGAAAAAAGCGGUAACCCCGGAAAUGGCGACUAAAGUUCUGCAAGUGAACCUCCACCAUGCUGAGAGCGCCACGGGUGUGCUCUGUCGGAGGUUCACCAAAGAGAAUCUAACCGUGGCCCUCAUUCAAGAGCCAUGGGUCAAUAAAUCCAGAAUACAAGGUAUUCCACAACACUCAUGUAAGUUGGUAUAUGAUGACAGCCAGCUUUCUCCUAGAGCGGCUAUUUUAUUACAUAACAACUGUAAAUACUUUCCAAUUUCAGAAUUCAUAAAAAGGGACAUCGUAGCUGUCAGGAUGGAGGUACCUUCCGCUAGAGGAAGUAGAGAGAUCUUGAUGGUCUCGGCAUACUUCCCAGGUGACGUGGACGAAAUCCCUCCUCCAGAAAUAGCUGCGCUCGUAGCCUACAGCCACCGACACAACAUCCCCUUCGUCAUAUGGUGUGACGCGAAUGCACAUCACACCGUAUGGGGAAGUACAAAUAUAAACACCAGAGGUGAGUACCUGUUACAGUUUCUCUCUUCCAAGAACAUUGACAUUUGUAAUGUUGGUGACAAGCCCACGUUUGAAAACCUCAUUCGUCAGGAAGUUUUGGACUUGACUCUAUGUAGUCGGUCUAUCUCUGAUAAAAUAAAAAAACUGGCAUGUUUCUGAAGAAAUAUCAAUGUCAGACCACAAACACAUCAUCUUCGAAUGGGAAGGGGGUCUAACGUUAUAAAAAACGUUUAAAGAUCCUAAGAAAACUGAUUGGGAAUCCUACUCAGCUAUCCUACAAUCUGAAGAGUACAUCAUAGAAAGUCACAUCAAGUCCAUUACACAAUUAGAAGAUGCGUCCAAAUCCAUUAAAAACAAAAUCCUUAAUGCCUACCAAGAGAGCUGUCCAACUAAAUCAAUUAGUUCGAGCAGAGACGUUUCAUGGUGGAAUAAAACUCUUGAGAAGCUUAGGAAAACUGCGCGUAGGGAAUUCAAUCGUGCCAAGCGAACCGGCGAUUGGAGCCUAUACAGAAAGGCCCUGACGAACUACAACAAAGAAAUAAGGUCAGCCAAACGGAAAUCGUGGAUUCUAAUGUGUGAAAGCAUAGAGAAUACACCCGUAGUGGCCAGACUCCAAAAAACUCUUUCAAAAUACCACUCCAAUGGUGUGGGUAGCCUCCGAAAGACGGAUGGUUCGCUCACUGUAGAGCCUAGCGAUACACUGAGCGAAUUGUUAAAGAUCCACUUCCCUGAUUCAAUCCCUGAGUCGAGCAUCGGCGACCAAGACACUGGAAUUGCUGUCUCAAAUCCACAAGAGAUCCAAUCAUGGGUUUCUGGAUCUAAAAAAGACGCAAUAAAGGUUGCAAAGGAAGCUUUCACUCGGGCCAGGGUUGAGAGGGCUGUG
Molecule: messenger RNA, 2383 nt
Organism: Aedes albopictus (Asian tiger mosquito)
Lineage: Eukaryota; Metazoa; Arthropoda; Insecta; Diptera; Culicidae
Exons: 2
Coding region: 102-1043 (313 amino acids)
Source: RefSeq, a predicted model, not a curated record